GCGCAACGUUCUUAGUCUUGGUAAACGCUGACCGACAUGAAACACCACCAUCGCCCCGAGUCUGUUGAAGAUGAGGUCGAUCAUCGGGCCCCAUGCCACAGGCCACAGACCGCAGUGGCCACGCAGCUAACCACCGCCCUCUGCGCCUCUGCUUUCACGCAGAGAUGGGGCUAAUUUGGCGGGGCCCCGGCACAGCUUGACAUGGAUGAAGUCUGUUCUAUGUCUCUCUGCCGCGCGCUCGUGCGACUGACUCUGGGCAGCCAGUCUGUCUCAUUGCACUGCCAACACCAUAGCUUCCCGGCAGGGGAACGACCGGUUUUCUAGCUCACCCGCCCAAAUCACUGUAUCACAAGCAUUUCUGUGCCCUGGACCGUUGAGUCCCCCCCCAUAUCCAUACGUAGUACCCAAGGUCUUGCCCUGUUCCGCCUGGCACACUUGUGAGCCCGAAUUUCCCGGGUGUUCGUGGGACGGGUAGAACAUCUCACCUCUUUCUUUGACCACCAUACCGUCAUUCUCACAUGCUUUCCUUUCCCACCCUUUCCAGAAACACCCUCCUUACUUCCUGUCAUCUCCAGCUGCACGCUAUCCUUCUUCAUUUACUUUUGUUGCAUCCUCUUGCAUACCUUAUCGCCGGCCAGGGAGGACAAUACGCGGACACGAGACCUAGGCUGUCAUUCGCCCAGACGACUUAUGCCUGACGGAAAUAAUUCUCAAUACAAAUGACACAGAUAAGCCAAGCUUAUCUCAUCCUGGUUUCGAUCAUCAUCCAGGAACCCCUAGCCCUGGCCCAGCAUAUCGCGCACUCGGGCACUUCAGGUCCUCCUUUCUGCUGUGGCACAAUUUCCUCGCGGACUCCCUCUCAUUUCCAACGAAAAGCUGGUGGCGCGGAGCUGUCCCCGGUGAUAAGAUCAGACGGGUGGCUUGUUCCUGCAGGCCUGCAACUCACGCCCGCGGCACUUGUGCGUCCCCAAUAGCUACAAGAUAUCGCAGUCAACGGGCAACCAUAUAGCACGGGCACAGUGUAGUCGCGCCUGCAUCUUGUACACCCGUGGUACGGGACGUGCAUAUCGUCAACGCGAUAAGCUCUUGGGUACCUGACCGUCCCUUGAAUUAUAUUUAUCCCCCGCGGCUCUUGGACUCAGGUGUCCAUCCCGUCCCAUCCCCCCGGACGUCCUUAUCUACGGGCUCCCCUUAUCAGGCAUCGUCAACAGGGCUUUUGCCACCGCGGUACCCCGUCGCGCUGCUCUUUUGGCUUGGGGACAAGCCACUACUCUUUGGCUGUCAUUUCUCGCUGACAGCAUCGUGCUCGCCUGGGUUGCCUUAGCUGGACUGGCCUGGCGAAUUACAUCACACCAUCUGCAACCGAAGCAAUCAUCCCCCCCAAAGACGCCUAUCUGAGAGAUAUCACCGUCACUGUGCGACGCGGGGACCCCCAAUAUUUUUGGUCUUGCGGCCAGCAAGCCCCGUAAGACGGUACGCAUAUACUCUGGCAGUGAUAACCGGACCAUUUCGAGGCCCGUGUUGCGUGGACCACCCUGGGCAAAGGUGAUCGCUCACACCUGCUGCCGGGAAUUAGUCGAAUGAACGGUGUUGUGGCUGCCGGCCUUGUUCCUCUCUUUCUCUCUCGACCUUCAAUAUGUCGAUGCCAAACGCUGUUUACAGGACGGCUCCUAUAGCCAUUGCCCCUAAGCCCACACGGUUCUCGACGACCGGCCGUCCUGGAAAUAUACACACAGAUACAUAUUCCGGAAGCUACAACCACAGCGGCUUCGACACCCCGGACUCUGUUGGUUCCCCCUCGACAGGAAUUCCUGCCUGGCCCUGCGAGGCCUGCCAGUUACGCCGGAUUAAGUGCGUGAUGAGCGACGACGACGACGCCUGUAUUUCCUGCCGGACUCGGGCCACAGAGUGCUCGUUGGUUGGUAGCCCACCUCCUCGGAAACGCAAAUUGCAUGGCGAUCAUAGUGAGAGCAGGAGCAAAAGAGGCUCACCUGGAAGGUAUGAUAACAGGAGUGGACGUCAGCAACACUCCAGCUUGUCCAGCACCGCUGCCAGUAAUUCCUUCAUCGAGGAGAUGGCCAACUUCGGGGGGCCGACUCUUCUUAAGCGUAGCCUUGGGCUGCAAGAAGACCGGUACAGCCAGUAUGUCGGACCGACGACGGACUUUGAGCCGUCCCUGAUCAACCUCUCCACCUUUGAUCCCCACGAUGAAAGCCUCUUGUCACGAGGGACGCUCCGGAAAGUCAGUGACGAUGACACCUUCUUGCUUCUCCCGGAUAAGAACACGCCGGGGUAUGAGCACAUCUUCGAUGACAUCGACGAGAUUGAGAGCAUUGUCGCGCCGCAUGGGAAGAAGCUUGUGGACCUUUACUUCCGCAUCAUCCACCCGGCCUACCCGAUCAUCCAGAAGAAUGUGUUCUAUGAGAAGUAUGAGCGCUCACCUAGGGAAUUCUCGCCGCCUCUUCUCGCCGCCAUGUACAUCCUAGCCAUCAAUUGGUGGGACCAGGACGACGACCUCUCACCCCUCCCUCGGCCCAACGUCAGGCGCCUAGAGAGGCUGGUCCGCACAACGCUCGCCGAUGCAAUGUACCGACCGAAGCUGUCAACUGUCCAAGCUGGACUGCUGCUUUCGCAAAGACCAGAGGGUGACCAGUGGGCGCCGACGGCACAAUUAAUCGCUAUCGCACAGGAACUUGGUUUGCAUCUCGACUGCUCGCAUUGGAAGAUACCUCUAUGGGAACGGGGGCUGAGGAAACGACUUGCUUGGGGCCUGUAUAUGCAAGACAAAUGGGGUGCACUGGUGCACGGGCGGCCUUCGCACAUAUUGGCGUCGCAGUGGGCCGUCCAGCUCCUGGGGCCGAACGACUUCCCCGAUGCGGAGUGGGAAGAGGACGAUGCAGACGGAAAGGAUGACAUCGACAAGGGUCGUACGCUUUUCUCGCAAAUGGUCCAGCUAACACAGAUCAUGAGCGAAAUACUCGAAACAUUCUAUACUCUGCAGGCCAUGCAGAACGUCAACAACGCCGGGUCGCAGGGGACUCAUCUCGUGCUCUCGCUGGCCAAACCGAUUCAACUGAAGCUGAAGGACUGGUACGCGGCGCUCCCUGCGGCGAUCCGAAUGGAUUCGACGUACCAGACACCCGUGGCCAGCGCGAACUCCAACCGCCUGUCGAGCAUUGGAUACCUGCACCUGGCCUACUUCGCCACCGAGAUCACCCUCCAUCGCCGCAUCGUCAGGUCCCUGGCGCAGACACAUCCGGCCCCGUCUUCGAGCGACUCGGGCGCCCCUUCCACCACAACACCGUCAGCUAGCGACAAUUAUAUUCUUCACAUCUGUCGCAACGCUGCCAAGGCGCGGCUCAUCUCGGCCAUGGACUUUGUCAACCGGCUAACGCCCUCGCACCUACGCGCAUUCUGGUACUUCGCUUCCAAAACCAACUUCGCGCUCAUCGGAACCUUCGGCUCGCUAUUGUGGGCGACCAGCCCUGGCCGCGAAGAGGCCGAGUGGUACCGCCGCCGCCUGGGCGAGUACCGCUGGACGCUUUCGGUUUCAUCGAAACCCGGUGAGGGCCGCGGCUUGACCGAGUUUGCGAUGGGCAUGCUCGACAUCUCCACGGGCCUGCUCAAGAAGCUGCCCGAGAAGCCCGCCACCAUGAGUCGCUCCGGAAGCCUGACGGGCCUGGCUAGCGCGGCCGGGCCCAGGCGCUCAAGUCUCCUUGCGUUGGGCGGAGGCGGAGGUGCCGGCACCGGCAUGGGAGGCCUUGCAUCCGGCAGCUACGUCGUCUCUGGAGCCGGGGGCGGCGCGGGCGGCGGAGACGGUGGUCUCAUGGACCUAGACACGAGCGGCGGUAGCGGCGUGCCCAGCGGGAUGCACUCGCCACGCAGUCAGGGUGACGACGCCGACGGCAGCGACGACAGCGGAAGUUCUGACGAGGCGAUGGGUUACGGCGGGGGUUUCGCGCCCACGGCGGGUAUGGCGAGCAUGGCGGACUGAAUGGAUCGAACAGGUCGCAUUCAGACCUGCGUCGCAAUUUCGUUGGGUACAUGGUUCUUUUCACGAACAGCACUGGUUCAACAACCGAGACUUCUGAGAGAUCAAGCUCGAAUUACUGGGAGGGUGGUCGAAAGCGGCCAUUUCAACAGUGCGGUCGUUAAUCAACCCCCCCCCCCCUGUGGGUGCAGGGGCGGCAGUUGAGCCGCAUUUCAACCACGCUCACGACAUAUGGCGUGCUCAAAGCGCGUGCUUAUUACCAACAACUCACCACCCACCCACCGUGUGUGGACGGUAUGAAUGGGCGGCUACGAACGCCUGCCAAAAGCAUAGAGCUGUGACACACAUGAGACCUCGGCGGCGCGAAGGAAGAUCAUUCGCGCAAAAAAGAAUGAAGCAAUGCCGAGGGCUGAUGGCGUCGUCUGUCCGCUCCGCGCCCACAUCAAACCACGACAACCACACUCAUCCUACCAAUGUAGAUACUGUAGGUAUCACUGUGGUGCGUGGGGGUUUGAAGUGGGUGUUUAUGUAUUUUUCUUUUCAGGAUUAUCAUUACGCUGUAGAUGAUUGAUGGGUCGGACGAAAAACAAGCGAGGCAUCUUCGAGGGAAUCAGUUGGGCAUUUCUCUUUUCUCACUUCUCCUUCCUCCUACUUUCCAUCUUGUCCAUUGUCACGUCUCGAUCUUGCAUAAGUAGCAGCUUCCGUCUAAAAUACCCUCCUGUUAUAUAGACAUGUCUGCAAUGCCAUCAACAUC
This is a messenger RNA of Diaporthe batatas, 4745 nucleotides long. RefSeq lists its product as uncharacterized. Gene Ontology annotation, biological process: DNA-templated transcription. The record is from RefSeq and is a predicted model, not a curated record. Bases 1637 to 3994 code for a protein of 785 amino acids. Gene Ontology annotation, cellular component: nucleus. The transcript is spliced from 2 exons. Lineage: Eukaryota; Fungi; Ascomycota; Sordariomycetes; Diaporthales; Diaporthaceae. Gene Ontology annotation, molecular function: DNA binding; DNA-binding transcription factor activity, RNA polymerase II-specific; zinc ion binding.